UCCCGCACACGCAGGCGCGGAGCGGGACUACACUUCCCAUCAUGCACGUGCGGCAGCCGGAAGGGCACUCAGCAUGGAGGCGGGCGAGGCGCGGCCGCGCGCCCACCUGGCCGCGCUGGUGCUGGCGCGCGGCGGCAGCAAGGGGAUCCCGCUGAAGAACAUCAAGCUGCUGGCGGGUGUGCCGCUCGUCGGGUGGGUGCUGCGCGCCGCGUUGGACGCCGGCGUCUUCCACAGUGUGUGGGUUUCUACAGACCAUGAUGAAAUCGAGAAGGUUGCAAAGCAGUUUGGUGCCCAAGUUCAUCGUCGAAGCCCUGAAGUAUCUCAAGACUCCUCUACUUCUCUAGAAGCUAUCAGAGAGUUUCUUAAUCAUCAUCAGGAGGUUGAUAUUGUAGGAAAUAUUCAAGCAACAUCUCCCUGUUUACAUCCCAGUGAUCUUAUAAAAGUGGCAGAUCUGAUCCAGAAAGAGGGCUUUGAUUCUGUCUUCUCUGUUGUGAGACGGCAUCAAUUUAGAUGGAGCGAGGUAAAAAAAGGAGAAAAUAAAAUGACAGAGCCCCAAAACCUGAAUCCAGCAAAACGGUACCGGAGGCAAGACUGGCCUGGGGAGCUGUAUGAAAAUGGAUCAUUUUAUUUUGCAAAGAGGCAUUUGAUUGAGAAGGGCUACUUGCAGGGUGGUAAAAUGGCCUACUAUGAAAUGCGUGCUGAACAUAGUGUGGAUAUUGAUAUAGACAUUGACUGGCCUAUUGCAGAGCAAAGAGUACUGAGCUUUGGGUAUUUUGGCAAGGAACCAUUAAAGGAAGUGAAGCUAUUGGUUUGCAGUAUUGAUGGAUGCCUGACAAACGGUCGCAUUUAUGUCACAGAAGAUCAGAAGGAAAUGGUCUCCUACGAUUAUAGAGAUAUUGUUGGUAUAAAUCUGCUAAAGAAAAGGGGAAUCGAGGUUCGACUAAUCUCUGAAAGAGAUUGUUCAAAAACACUGCCAGCCAUGCAGCUGGGAUGUGUAGCAGAAGUUAAUGCAACAAAUAAAUUACAAAUCCUGGAAGACUGGCGAAAAUGCAUUGGCUUGAGCUGGAAAGAAGUUGCUUACUUAGGAAAUGAAGAGUCUGAUGUGGAAUGCCUGAAGAAAGCUGCCAUGAGUGGUGUGCCUGUUGAUGCUUGUGCAGUUGCUCAGAAGGCUGCUGGUUACAUUUGUAAAAGCAGUGGUGGUUGUGGAGCUGUCCGGGAGUUUGCAGAACACAUAUUCCUGUUGUUAGAAAAAGUGAACUCUGCAAGAAAGCAAAUGGAUGACAUGAAUUCAGCAGGAGAGGAUACAGGGGGGAAAUGAGAGUAGCAGAAGUGGAAAUAAUGAACUAGUUAAAAAAGUAACACUGCAGUCGUUCUUCUCCACUUUUCAUCUUCUCCAUUCCCCCCUCAGUAAGCCUUUAUCCCAACGGAGGGCUGCCUUUCAAAUUUUAUACCACAGUAGAGUUAAAAGGAUGUUUCCCUCUAAUUUAAGAUUCCAUUCUGAUUAAAUGCUAGUAUCUGUGAUAGUAUUCAUGAUUAUUGUAAAAGCCAGUUAAGUGCAAUGGAAGGAAUACUAGAAAAAGUAGUGUCUUGUAAAUCUACUCUAAAUCAUUCCUUUUGGACAAGUGUAAUGGUGUAUCUUUAUUUCACAAUACAAAUAUUUUCAGGGAAUAAUGAUUUUUUAUGAUUUGUGGAUAUGUAAUUCAGACUUCCAAAAAAUUUGUUCUGUCAGUUGAGCGGUUAUUUACAUUUUCCUCUAUCUUCUAUAUAAUGCAGUUGUGUGCUAGCUUGUCGUGAGACACAUCUCUAGGAAGGAAGAGUUUUAGCAUAUACUGGAGAAGUUGGGUGUAAAAUAACUACCAAACAUUUUCCUAUAUUUUGAAAAGUUUAGUUACUGUAAAGCCAACAAAUACUGACACUGACUAACAAAAGCAUUUAAGCAUGUGUUCAAUUUUGAGCUAAGUAAUUAAGCAGCAUUUGGAAUUAUGCCAUCUUAACCUUUGAAUCUGUUUAUAUGGGGUUUUAUUUAAGUGCUUAAAUUAGCGUACCUAUAUGCUUUGCCAAAUUUAGAACUAAAUCUCCCAUUAACUUUGAAAUCUUUCCUUUGCAGAAACUCUGUUUCUUUCUAUGAAGUCUUUAUUACAAUCACUAAUGAGCUAAAGGGAAAAAAAAAAAAAAAAAAAGUAAAGAAAAUGUUCUUUAAUGUUUAUUGUAUGGAAAAGGAAUUGCUGUGGAAGAAAAAAUCAUAGUUGACAUUUCCACAAAUUUUUAUAUAAAAUACGUAUUCAGACUAUUUUUAGCAUGUUAAUUUAAAGUUGGUGUAUAUGUGUAUUUGUAUUUAUGUAAAAUACAAUUUUUCCCAUUUUGAUCUGAACAAUUCAAUGAACUGUAAACAUUUGUAUAACUGACACUAAAAAUAUGCAUCUGUUUUCAAUCCUAGUAUUUACCAGUGAGUCAGGCUCAGCCUUGAGUUACACUAAAAAAAAUAAUAAAAAAAUGGCACUGGCACACAGGCAGUUAUUGCAGAGGUGAAUAAUAAUGGUUUGUCAUUUUAUUUUAUGACUCUCAACAUAAAAUUCUCUGCAUCUCUUCCUGUUAUAAGAUCUACUGUUAUACUCCUCUCUGAUUAACUUUGUGUUGACUUCCCUUUAUAAAGCAAAGUUUUAAAUUUGAAAGUAUUUUACUGCCUUUAGUAGUAAGGUUAACAGGUGAACAGUUGAAGGUGAAUUAGCUGCACUAGUCCCCUCUUAAAACUAGUCCCCUCUUAAAUUAUCAUCCAAAUAUUUCUUUCAUUGAGGUUUUAGGGAUUUGCAUGAGAUAAAUUCAAUGGAUAACGAGCUAUUUUGGACAGAACUAUUAACUUUAAAAUGAUUUUUCUACCUAUAAUACUCAUAUAAACUAUGUGAUAAAUUGCAGAAGUCCGGAUUGUUUGAACAAUUCAGUUUUAAUAAUGUCAUUGAAAAUUGGCCAAGUUUUUAGUUACUUCACCUUGUCACAGUCAAGUAACUCGCGAACUUUGGUCUCAGGAACAGUUUCCUGUUAAUAGGCAGGCUUAGAGAAAUUGUGGUGAACUUGAUUUCUAUUCCUUAAGUGCAACUAUAAUAGAAAUAUGAGCUGUUGACACUAUUGCCAGGGUUGCUGUUUGAAUCAGGAACUCUUCUAAUGUUUCAGCUACUUGCUGGAUGUACUGCAAAUGCAGUGGUUAUACCCCAAACCUCUACAUGUAUCAAAAAUAAAUGCAGAAACUUUAAUAUGAGUGUUCAUAAGGGGCAGAAAGAAAGGGUAGCUGAUACAUGUUUUCACUUAGACAAAUUCUUGUUAGAAAAAUCGGGUAUAAUCUUAACAUCGAACAUGUCAAACGACAAUGAAUGAUGAACUCUACAGACAGUUUGCAAAAUAAAGGCUGUCUGAGGAUAUGGGAAAUUCACAAUCUAUUGCCUGAAAGAUUCAGUUUUGUAUUGCUCACACUGCAAGGGAAAUCCUGACUAUAAAAUUACAGUAUCUUGAGGGGUGCCUCCAUUGCUCCUUGUGAUUUUACAGAAGCUCUUCAAUCAUAGGGAGGGUUUAGUGUCACAGAGGGACAGAGACAGUGAGGAUGAAUGUAACAGUCACCAUAAAAGUGAAAUCCUGGAUCCUGGGCAAGCUUGAAACAUGUAGUAUCUUUUGCCAACUAUUGUUUCACUACAUAUCUGGCACCACAAUUGACUUUCAUUAAAGUCAAUUUCAUUAAAUUCAUUCGGACAAAUUUCAGUGGUCAUUUUUGUUAUAGCGGGCUAACUUGGGAAUAAUGCUGCUUGGUCAUAGAACUUGAAAAAAUGUGCAGAUUUGUUUCUCAAGUUUUUUUUUUUUGUUUUGUUUUUUAAACAUGUCAGCCUGUUAUGAAAAUAUCUCCCAAAAAGCUAAUGUGGGCUGUUUAUCAUAAUUUUGUGAAACUGAAAAAGGAAAACUACAUAAUUUAUAUUAAGCCAUCUUAAAAUAUAGCUGGUUAAUUGAAAUUUGCAAUAAUCAAUUUUCUUCAGCCUUUUAGAUAGAGAAUGGUUAUGGAGUGAUUUGUCAUGCAUUUGCAUAUGGUAAAUGGUAUCCUUCCAAGUUCCUGUGCCACGUGAAUGGAAUAUAUCCCAUGAACGUAGACAGAUGUAACGAAUGCCUAAGUUACUCAUAAGGUGCACAAUCAGUUGCCCAACAUCUUUGCCCUGAUCUGCUGUUGGAGUCAGAUCUUCAGUGUUUGUGUGUGUGGUUAUUGCCUGUUAAAUAAAUUUCUCCUUCACUUGCA
Oxyura jamaicensis (ruddy duck) is the source of this 4270-nucleotide messenger RNA. RefSeq names its product cytidine monophosphate N-acetylneuraminic acid synthetase (gene CMAS). The transcript is spliced from 8 exons. NCBI's taxonomy places the organism in Eukaryota, Metazoa, Chordata, Aves, Anseriformes, Anatidae. The record is from RefSeq and is a predicted model, not a curated record. Gene Ontology annotation, molecular function: N-acylneuraminate cytidylyltransferase activity. The coding region runs from base 74 to 1318 and encodes 414 amino acids.